AUGUCCUUCGCCAGAGCCGCCUUCUCGUCUCGUGUGGUCCGCCAGGCCGCCGCCAGCACCCGCCGCUACUCCACGGCCCCCGACGCCAAAAAGUCGUCCAACCUCCCUCUCUACCUCGGCGGCGCAGGCGUCGCGGGCCUCGCCGCAUACAUCUACCUCGACUCCCGGUCCAAGCCCGCUGCGGCCGCCCAACCCGCCAAGAAGCAGGAAAAGAGCCCGCUCAACCCCGACGCCUUCGUCGACUUCCCCUUGAAGCGCGUCGAGCCCUACAACCACAACACCGCCAAGUUCGUCUUUGAGCUCCCCGACGGCGAAGCGUCCCUCCUCCCCGUCGCCUCCUGCGUCGUCGUCAAGACCCCAGACGACUCCCCCACCGCCCUCAAGACCGACUCUGGCAAGCCCGUCGUCCGCCCGUACACCCCCGUCUCCCCGCCCGACCAGCCCGGCGAGCUCACCUUCCUCAUCAAAAAGUAUGACGCCGGCAAGGUGUCCAAGUGGGUCCACGACAUGAAGCCCGGCGACAAGCUGUCCGUCAAGGGCCCCAUCGUGAAAAUCCCCUUCAAGGUGAACGAGUUUGAGGAGGUCGGCAUGAUUGCGGGCGGGAGCGGCAUCACGCCAAUGUAUCAGAUCCUAAAGCACGCGCUGGGCGACUCGUCGAACAAGACACGCUUCACGCUCGUCUUUGCCAAUAUCGCCGAGAAUGACAUCCUCCUCCGCGAAGAGUUCGAGGCUAUGCGCAAGCAGCACCCGGACACGUUCAACAUCGUGUACACGCUGGACCAAGCGGGUUCGGAUUGGAAGGGCUACAAGGGUUACGUGAACCAGGAGAUGAUCAUGCAACAUAUCGGACCCGCGAACCUUGGGAACAAGGUCAAGGUCUUUGUGUGCGGGCCUCCUGGACAGGUGAGCGCGAUUGCGGGUAAGAAGGACGGCAUGAAGCAGGGCACACUUGGCGGGAUCUUGAAGGAGCUGGGAUACACCGAGGACCAGGUCUUCAAGUUCUAA
Molecule: messenger RNA, 1005 nt
Organism: Postia placenta MAD-698-R-SB12
Lineage: Eukaryota; Fungi; Basidiomycota; Agaricomycetes; Polyporales; Adustoporiaceae
Exons: 8
Coding region: 1-1005 (334 amino acids)
Biological process (GO): ergosterol biosynthetic process
Molecular function (GO): cytochrome-b5 reductase activity, acting on NAD(P)H
Source: RefSeq, a predicted model, not a curated record